Molecule: messenger RNA, 4105 nt
Organism: Xiphias gladius (swordfish)
Lineage: Eukaryota; Metazoa; Chordata; Actinopteri; Istiophoriformes; Xiphiidae
Product: cilia- and flagella-associated protein 251-like
Exons: 3
Coding region: 483-1214 (243 amino acids)
Source: RefSeq, a predicted model, not a curated record
CCCUGCUGUUGGGGCUGCCAAACACAGAGCAGCUGGCUGCUUACCUAAAGACUUGCUUUAUGAGGACGGAUCUCAGCUUUUAUCAUCUUUCAGUCUGCAGUAUCAGUGUGUAAGCUCUGCCUUGGGGGCGCUCUGACAAUAUGUGCUGUAAUUCUUUCCAGUGAAGAAGAUGCAGGAGCCAUAAUAAAACACACAGCUAACUGGACUGGGUGGAAAUAUCUGAAAUGUUCAGGUUUUAGGUCGCUAAUUUUGCUUUAACAUAUACGGACAAAAGGGUUCCGUUGAGAAGAGUCCGAAAUAAAAAUACACUGAAGAAAAUUCAGAUGUUACGUUGUGGUUUUGACAUUAGCAGACAUUAGCUGUUUUCGUCGUUGCGACGCACAGACGGUAUAAGACAGCUAGCUGCACGGUUAGCUUGUUUACACUUAGUCCGCUUCCCGUUUUCUGUUUAAUGUCACUGGUCUCCGGUACCGCGUGCAGACAUGGAGAGUUUGUACAAGCGGAAAAUGUUCGCGUCGAUGCGGAAAACCAAGGUGGCUGCAUCGAAGAAACGGCAGAUUGGCCUGCCCGCCUCUAUACUGGACGACAGUGACGAAGGCUCCUUCUCCUCCUCCUCCUCCGGAUCUCAGUCCGACUUCCAGAGCUCCCCGGAAGACGACAGCGAGCAGGAUUACCGGGACCGGAGCGAGUCCGGGGCGACUUCCAGCGACGACAGCCGCUCCGUGACCCGCAGGAAGCGCUCGUUCCUGGGAGGCGACGACAGCUCCUCGUCCUCCAGCCCAGGGGAGGAGGACGACGAUGAUGAGGACGACGAUGACGAGGAGGACAGGAGCCACUCGAAAAGGAUGGUUCAGCCCAGGAAGCGGAGCAGGUUGCAGCGGCAGGACGAGUCGGACUCGGACCAUGCGGAGGAGAAGCGGAGAGAGGAGGCGGAGAAGGCGAAGAGGAGGCAGAGACACAACAAGCUGCUGGCGCUGUCCCGGAGGAUGAAGGCCCGGGUCCCGAGCCGAAGGAGGAGCCGCUUGAAGCAGAGUGCGGGGGAGGGCAAUGAGGAAGAGUCUAAAGGAGGUGAGGAUGAGGCCGGUGGUGAUGAAGAUGGGGAUGGAGGAGAAAACAGCAGCGUGAAAGAGACUGCAGGAGGUGAUGCAGGAGGCAGAGAGGAAGAGAAAGAUGAGGAAGAGGAAAAAGAGGAGCAGGAGGAGGGGAAGAAAUAGAUCCACACUGUCAUGAAGAACAGAGGAGGAGUUGUGAAGAACUAAGAAGUUUAGCCCCCUGAAAAUGAGUCAUAUUUGUACAGUUUCUUCUCUAUCAGAACUUAAAAACACUAAGAACUGCCUUUAGAAGGAUUUCAUGGUCAUAUCGUGUCCCUAUAGCAACAGACGUUGGUGACAUGCAACAAAAAGAUGUCCGGAGGAUUUGGAAAGCCUCGAUGAAGCGAUACAACAUUGUCUGUGAAGGAAGUGGAGCCUGAAAUGGGACAGAGCUGUAGACAGAUCGUGAGAUUGAAACGUGGCUGAUGGAUAUGUCACCUAUAUAUGAACCGACUUAGUUCUGAAAUGUCACUCAUGAUGUCUGCUGCUGCUGAUCUACCAACAUAUGUCAAGUCAAGCCGGUUUUAUUUUUAUAUCCCAGAAUUACUAAUCCCAGUUGUCCAUCCCAAGUAGACGUCAUGUCACUGAUGUUCCACUGACAGCUGCCGCUUUUCACCGGCAGGUGUUCUGUAAACCUAGUAUUUCUAAUGUCCUACUGGAAGAUGAUCACUCCAUGACAGAACCUGUCACUGAUGAAAGGUAAUACUUUAGUGGUUUGCUAAUGCUGCAUUCAUGUCAACUGGGUUGGAUGGUAGAGAUGGGAGACAUUCCCAUGUUUACUUGCAAACCUUCACAUUAUCAGACAAAUCAAGAUGGUUGUAUGAUUACAGUGUUGGUCAAGUAAGGGUUAAAAAUACUAUGCACUGACAACAUAUCACUAUAUCCAUAAUUAUGCCUGUUGUUGAUCCCAAUAUAGAGGCAAGUAGAUCACUAGCGGCAUACCAACAGCUAACAGUUCAUGAGGAUGAUGUCAGGGUUUCUGCAGCUUCAGCCGGAGCAGGAAGAGAAAGAUCAGCUCAGUGACACAUGACAGUUCUCCUGCUGAAACACUAAGUUGAAGAAAUUUUCCUUUACUAACGAAGAGAAAGUCAGAGUUAACCGACUGUGUCCAUAACAGCAGAAAGAGAGAAUUAAAUUGCAAGUCCCAGAGAGCAUUGCAUAGCAAGACACUUGUGAGGGUUUCAGGCUCCUGUUUUGUUCCUGACUGCAUGGACGAAGUGUUUUGAAUGUUAUGAAACUGAUUUCACAGGUCUGGAUGGACAGUGGCCGCUGAGGCUUAUGGGUACUGUACUAUUUAGAGACAUUCAACAUACCCAACUGACAGCAUUCAGAUUCUUCUUUGUUGCACUUUCCCUCUUUUUCAUUUGCUUUUUCGUUUGAAUAAGAGAUUAAAUCGUACUCGGCUCCUGCAAAGCAGAUGUUUAUUUGUUUUGUUUUGCUUUUUUUUUUUUUUUAAUGUAUCUGUCUGACAGGCUCCGGCAUGAUGUCAGCAGAGGAUUUAGACUGAAUGAAGUCAAACACUUGUACAUUUUCUUGUACAGUAGCUUUUUAUUUGUAACAGUUUAAAGGCAAUGUUUGCAGAAGCGUCUGUAUUUUUUGGUAGUUUUGUCCAUCUCUGCUAUGAGUAACAAGGACAUUUGACUUUGCAGCCACUCUGAUUACACCUUCUCCAAUGUGUGGAUCUGCUACUUUUCUGUUCUGUAUUAUUGUAAACUGAAUAUAUUUGGGUUUUGUACUGUUGGUCAGAUAAAACAAGACAUUUGAAGACGUCUGUGACAGACAUUUUCACUGUUUUCUGACAUUUCAUAGCCUAAACAAUUAAUUAUAAAAUAAUGUACAGGUUAGAUGUUAAUUAGAAUGCCUGUGACCGUCCCAAAGUUUUAAUUUUUAGUCUUCCAUUGCAAUUGCAAAACCACACACAUUUUAAGUGUGUUCACUUUGGGGUUUCUGUCCAGAAAGAGCAACUGAUGUGACUGAGAGCUAAAACUCUACAAGAGUGUUUGUUUGACUUAAGCUCUGAUAAACAAAGACACUGACCUUUGGGAAUGGUGUAUACUAAAGACAAUAAACGAAGACCCUAGAUGUGGCUGAAAGCUCAAGAAACAUACAAACAGCUGAAAGAAAAGUUAACCUUCUAAACACAUUGAUCUCAGCCUGCAGUAUCCUGUUGAUAUGUACAUUUAUAGUAUGAAGAAAAGUUAGGUGUUUUUAAAGGAGUUUGGGGGUUCUCCUAACCAACCUCACAAAGCCCAAAGCACCCUUUUUAUCUACUGAAAAGAAUUUUUUGCAGUGAAAUGUUAUCACAGCUGACACGAAAGAUGGACUGAACUAUGAAAAUAAGAUUCAGAUGAAAAGAAACCAAAAGUAAUUUCUGUUUCGUUCAUACAUGUCGAAUCACAGAUUCUGGACAUUUCUCCUAAAUGCAGAAAACUGCUUGCAGUUUAAUUUUUGAACUCAGUGAAAGUUUUUAAAUUUAAUUAGGUCAAACAUUUUUGUAAAUGUUAAAAUAUCAAUGUGACAGGAGAGGAAAUCGUGUUUUGGGCCCCACCCAAAAACAUUUUUAAAGUCUGUUACAAUGAUGCAUUCUCGUGCUAAUGUUUAAAUUGGACAAAUAAUGUCCCUAACCAGAAGUCUAUUUUUUAAUACUCCCAUCAUUUAAUCUUCCCUCUAUUCCUUCGUUCCUCUCUCUGUAAAUGGUGUGUUUAAGGGGACUCAUACCAAAUGGAUAUAAGAAACUGCCAGCUGUAGCCACAGUUUUCAGUGUGCAGCUACUGAAACUGAACCUACAGAGUGUUUAAGAGCCUUGUGGCCUUUUCUGAUUUUCACUUAACCACUGGACUCAGUUUGUUAUACAGUACCAUGAUGAUACACACACAAACACAUGCGUCCUGGUUACGUAUCAGAGCUUGUGUAUUUACUUGUUUUCCAGUGUAUUUCUGGUCUCUUUUCGCUUCAGACCAACCUGCUCUGUUGAAAACACCUGUUGUAUUAAUAAAGUUUCUUUUUUUGACAAA